Betta splendens (Siamese fighting fish) is the source of this 1102-nucleotide messenger RNA. Its product is annotated as peptidyl-prolyl cis-trans isomerase FKBP14-like. Gene Ontology annotation, molecular function: peptidyl-prolyl cis-trans isomerase activity; calcium ion binding. Bases 118 to 750 code for a protein of 210 amino acids. NCBI's taxonomy places the organism in Eukaryota, Metazoa, Chordata, Actinopteri, Anabantiformes, Osphronemidae. The transcript has 4 exons. The record is from RefSeq and is a predicted model, not a curated record.
ACGCGUCGUGAAACGUCGCUGCCCUGCCACGUAGACGUGCACGUGCGCACGUCACCGCAGCUGCUUCUGCUCAGUGGGAACUUGUGGGUCGCGUGGCUGUCAGUUGGUACCGCGAACAUGCUGCUGACGGUGCUGAGCUCCCUCUGCUCCUGCCUGCUGGCGUCUGUCAGCGGGGCGAAGCUGCGCGAGGCCGAGGUGUCGGUGGAGGUCCUGCACAGGCCGUUUCUCUGCCACCGCAAGUCCAAGUAUGGAGACAUGCUGCUGGUGCAUCACGAGGGCUACUUCGAAAAUGGGACAAUGUUCCACUCCAGUCGAACCCACGGUGACAAACAGCCGGUUUGGUUCACACUGGGCAUCAAAGAAGUGAUCAAAGGCUGGGAUAAAGGUCUGCAGGACAUGUGCUCUGGAGAGAAGAGGAAGCUGGUCGUACCUCCAGCCAUGGCCUAUGGCAAGGAAGGCACAGGUAAAAUUCCACCUGAAAGUACACUAACCUUCAUUGUUGAGGUGCUUGAGAUCAGAAAUGGACCAAGGUCACACGAGUCCUUCCAAGAAAUGGACCUUAACGAUGACUGGAGACUUUCCAGACAUGAGGUGAAAGAAUACCUCAGGAAGGAGUUUGAGCGUCACGGGUACCCUCCCAAUGACACACUACAUGAGAACAUGGUGGAAGAUAUUUUUACCAAAGAGGAUGAGAACAAAGAUGGCUUCAUAUCCUCCAGAGAGUUCACUUACAAACACGAUGAACUGUAAAGUCUAUCUCUCAAGUGCGAGGCAAGAGAUGCAGUUUUACCUACCUAUCAUGCGCAACAAUUCAACCCAUCCUCUGUGAAGCCAGGUGUGGUAGUUUUGUGCCAAUGGAUGCCUUCACUGUAGACAAUUCAGGCCUGUAUGGUUCUUCUUUAGAGCCAUAUCUAUAUUUUCUGCACUACUGCAUUAUAUAUAUACUACAUAAUAUUCCUCUUUAACAUUUCUCGUUUAUAGACAGACCCCUUUUUUGGUGUCCUGUAUUGAUGUUCUCCUGAACAAUGAUGGCAGGUGAUUCAGUCACAAACCCUGUUUAUCUGGCCAAUGUGCUACAAAUAAAGUUACUUCCAACUUUGUA